AUGUCUUACAACAAGGGCGUCGAGAAUUUUAGAGAUACCGAGUAUCCUAUGAUGCAAGGGCAAAUAUAUCUCGACCAUGGGGGCUCCACAAUAUACGCCAAAUCCUUGAUCGACCAGUUUUCGAAAAAGAUGAUGUCGAAUUUAUACGGCAAUCCCCAUUCGGGAUCCGAUCCAGCACAUCUGUCUGGUCAAGCGGUAGACCAAGUUCGGGAAGCAACUCUGCGUUUCUUUGGAGCGGAUCCAGAACAUUUUGACCUGGUUUUUACAGCCAACGCUACAGCUGCCAUCAAAUGUGUGGCGGAUAAUUUUCGAGACCUUGCCUUAGCCAGUUCGCCAUCCGGAACAUUCUGGUACGGAUACCACAAGGAUGCACAUACAAGCUUGGUGGGAGUGCGAGAAUUGACUAGUGGAACACAUCAUUGCUUUGCUAGUGAUGGUGAGGUCGAAGAUUGGUUAAAUGGGCACCUACCUCCUUCUCUCCUAUGCAGCGGUGCUGGACUGCCAGGCCUCUUUGCGUAUCCUGGUCAAUCAAAUAUGACCGGGCGUCGUCUUCCCCUAUCAUGGACAGCGAAACUUCGUCAGUCAUCCAAGCCAUCUCACCAAAAUACCUAUUCGCUUCUUGAUGCUGCCGCACUCGCAACGACCACGCAGAUCGAUCUAAGUGAUGCAAAUGCGGCGCCCGAUUUUACCGCUGUCUCUUUCUACAAAAUCUUUGGCUUCCCAGACCUAGGCGCUUUGAUUGUUCGGAGGAAAUCGGGACAUAUCCUGUCGUGGAGAAAAUAUUUCGGCGGCGGCACUGUCAAUAUGCUCACUGUUUUACAUGAGACAACUGUUCAGCGCAAAGAUACAACUAUACAUGAUGCACUCGAAGAUGGCACUUUGCCAUUCCAUAGCAUUAUUGCAUUGGGCUGCGCAAUGCAAGUCCACCAGCAGCUAUACGGAUCCAUGUCAAGAAUCUCUCAACAUACCUCCUUUUUAUUUCAACGACUUUACGCCGGCAUGGUUGGACUUCGUCACUUCAAUGGUCGCCCUGUGUGUGUCCCUUAUAAUGAGAGCUCAGCAAGGUGCUCCUUUGCGGAUCCGAGGACUCAGGGAGCAACAAUUGCUUUCAAUAUUGUUGACGCUGAUGGCUAUUACGUUGGCCCCUCAGUCGUGGAAUACCUAGCCAAUGAGAAGGGUAUAUAUCUCAGAUCUGGAGGGCUUUGUAAUGCAGGUGGGAUUGCCAGUUAUCUGAAGGUUGAACCAUGGCAAUUCAAGCGUGCAUGGUCUUCGGGAUAUCGUUGUGGCGCGGCAGGACCUUUAGAGAUCAUUAAUGGGAAGCCUACUGGGGUUGUAAGGGCUAGCCUGGGAGCUAUGUCAACCAUUGAAGAUGUCGACACUUUUGUUGAUUUUCUGUUGGUAACGUUUGUGGAAGUACUAGGACAUCAGGCGAAACCGCCACAGGAGCUGGUUACCCGUGGUGUCUAUCACGAUGGCGAAGAUUCGCUUCGAAAGGAUAGCGGCUUCGCUUCUAGCAUCGAUGGCAAUCCCAUGGGAAUGUCAACUAGUCAACAAGACCCAGCAGAGUUCUGUAUAGAACGGGGUCCUGUGAGGCCUAGGGUGCGCUUAACAAAAUCUUUUAGCAACCGUGUGGGGGAUUUUGAUGCCGACAAGGCCGGUCUUCCGCCUCAGAUCUUUCGCCGCGAAACAGAAAACAGUGCGAGAAUAUCAGCAGCUCAAGCGCUAGCUAAUGAGAAAGUAAAUAUGGACCAAGGACAUCGGCUUCGACGUCAGGAGUCAAGAAUUUCACUCAAGUUCUGGAAGGGCCCCAAGUCGAUUUUCUCAACUGAUCGUUAA
This is a messenger RNA of Venustampulla echinocandica, 1836 nucleotides long. RefSeq lists its product as uncharacterized. Gene Ontology annotation, molecular function: molybdenum cofactor sulfurtransferase activity. Gene Ontology annotation, biological process: molybdopterin cofactor metabolic process. The transcript has 2 exons. The record is from RefSeq and is a predicted model, not a curated record. NCBI's taxonomy places the organism in Eukaryota, Fungi, Ascomycota, Leotiomycetes, Helotiales, Pleuroascaceae. The coding region runs from base 1 to 1836 and encodes 611 amino acids.